AUGAAUUUCUACAUUCAGGCAGCAGAAAUUCUUAGUAAACUCCAGCAUCACGAAGGGUCUAUAAAGUCUUUAACCUUUAGUGAUGAUGUCAAAGAUAAGAAAAGAAUGUACGCCAUUGUGUGUGAAACGUUAAAGUAUACGGCCUCACUCACAACAAUAAUCAACAAGACUAAUCUUCUCGCUCAAGAAAAGAGGCUAUAUCAUAAUCUUGCUUUGGUAUUACUUCACGAUCUUCUUUUUACUGAUCAUGGAAUUCAAGCAUCAGAUGGCAUAUAUAAAAGAGCUGUUAUAAAACACGAAAUUCAAUUAAGAGCCGAGUUAGUGAGAUUGAAAAUCCGUAAGCGUGUUAAAAGCAAUGAAGAGUUGAUACCGAAGGACAUUAGAAACAGUGGAAAUAUACCGCGUUACGUACGUGUAAACAUCUUAAAGACCAAUGUUGAAGAAAUUAUUAAGCAUUUUUGUGAGCAGGAUGGAUAUCGGUGUAUCGAUGAACCUACUGAUUUAACGGACUUAAGGCAAACUAUUAAGAGGGAUGUCCAUAUUCCAGAACUCCUUGUCUUCCCACCUAAUACGGAUCUUCACGAUCAUGGGCUUCUUUUGUCGGGGCAUAUAAUACUUCAGGACAAAGCAUCUUGCUUUCCAGCCUACAUUCUCUCACCGCCGAAAGACGCGCAUGUAAUUGAUGCAUGUGCCGCACCAGGAAAUAAGACUACUCAUUUAUCAGCCAUUAUGAAAAAUACUGGGAAGAUAUGGGCAUUUGACAUUGACAGGAAGCGAUUAGACCUCCUAAAGACUUUGACCGAACGAGCUGGAUACAUCGAAGCUAUUCAUUGUUCUUUCUUGAAUGUGGAUCCGAAGGAUGACAAAUUUGCAAAUGUUGAAUAUAUUCUUUUGGAUCCUUCUUGCUCGGGAAGCGGGAUUGUAAGCCGAUUGGAUUGUUUGAUAGAUUCGCUGGAGAACAACCUCGUGUCAAACAAAGAGCAAAAGACAUGUCAUCCAAAAGAUGCACGGUUACAACAUCUGAGUGAAUUCCAAACUCAACUGAUUCUUCAUGCAUUCAAAUGUACUUAUUUAUCACGAGUCCCUUCCGUUAAAAAAGUCACUUAUUCGACAUGUUCGAUACAUGCUGAAGAGAAUGAGCGCGUUGUUAAGGAAAUAUUACAGACGACGGAUGAUUUCGUUCUCGCUGAUAGGGACAAAGUGAUUCCCUCCUGGGAGCGAAGAGGUGAUAAUAAUGAGUUGGCUGAAGACACAGCGCAAAAGCUUAUCCGUACAUCCCCAGAGGAUUCAACUAACGGAUUCUUCGUAGCCUGUUUCGUAAGGAAAGUCAAGCAAUACGGUUCUAAUAUCAAUAAGCGGGAACGACAUAAGGGCGAUGAAGAAUACAUGCGAGGAAUAUAUCCUCCUGAAGAUUUCAAAAUGGUUAAGAGAUAUGGACUCAAUAUACUUGUGUCUGCUGAUGAGAAUGUUAAGAGUUAUUUAAAAAAGGUCUUGUCGCAGGUCGAAGCCUGGUUAAUGGCGAAGAAAAUAAGUAAAUUGGUUCUGGCUAUAAUAUCAUGCGAUACUCGUCAGACUCUGGAGAGGUGGCAAUUUGAUGUACACGUUGUCAAGGACAACGAGACUGAAGAGACUUCAAGAGGGAUCGUGAAAGCAAGAAAUGAGGUCAAUGCAGAAAUACAAGCGAUAAUAAGACAGAUUACGGCGAGCGUCACUUUCCUUCCCUUGUUAGAAGACAAAUGUACAUUUAAUAUUCUCGCAUUCACUGACAAAGACGCCGAAGUUCCGAAUGAUUGGGGAGAUUCUGAUGCACACUUAAUUCAGAACGCGGAGCAAGUCCGCUUGCGUUCAUUUUCUACCGACUUUCACAAAAUUGAUGCUAUGGUUGCUUAUCGACUUGACGAAGAAGGAAUAUAA
This is a messenger RNA of Paraglomus occultum, 1914 nucleotides long. Lineage: Eukaryota; Fungi; Glomeromycota; Glomeromycetes; Paraglomerales; Paraglomeraceae. The record is from the annotation of a GenBank genome assembly.